This is a messenger RNA of Limulus polyphemus (Atlantic horseshoe crab), 2928 nucleotides long. Its product is annotated as zinc finger CCHC domain-containing protein 8 homolog. Bases 1 to 2265 code for a protein of 754 amino acids. The record is from RefSeq and is a predicted model, not a curated record. Gene Ontology annotation, cellular component: catalytic step 2 spliceosome. The transcript is spliced from 13 exons. Lineage: Eukaryota; Metazoa; Arthropoda; Merostomata; Xiphosura; Limulidae. Gene Ontology annotation, molecular function: RNA binding.
AUGGCGAAUACCGAAGAAGAUGUAACUAAUGAUGAUGAGUUAUUUGUCGUUUUUGAAUGCACUUCUCUGACAAAGACAAACAAAGGAUCUUCAGAUAUGUUGUCUGAUAUGCAUAAAUCUGACAGAAAAACUAGUAGAAAGAGGUCUAAAAAACAUUUUGUCGAGGAUUAUUUAGAUGGUAACAGUGUCGUAACUAAUAGUAAUAGUAACAGUAAUACUAAUAGUAAUAGCACUACUACUAGUGCUUGUAGUAGUAGUACAAGUACGAGUAACGUUAAUAAUGAUAAUGGUAUUACUAUUAGAAAUGAGGAGGAAAUUAGAUGGUGUGAGAAAGAUAACGACAAUUUUAAAAGCCUUUUGUCUAAUGACCAAUUAAUUAUUGUUGACUCUCUUGAAAGUGCGGAAUCUGAUGACGUAGAACUUGAAAUCACCCAAGCACGGGAUAAUAUUGCUACACCAGAUAAUGAAGAAAAGCAAAAAAUAUAUAAUCAACAUACAUAUGAUUCCAGUAUUUCCUCCAAGAUGGGCGGUAAUUUGUCUGUAAUACCAAGAUCUACAAACUCAGUAUCAGAUGAUAUAUCUACCAGUAAAUCGUUCCACCACAGAAAGGUUUCUAAGCUCCAUCGAAAUCGAAGAGAAAGGUUAAAACAAGACCUUCAUCAGGUUAAAACAAGCAAAGAAGGUUCUUCGAAUGGACCUUUGAUCACUGUGACUUUCAAAAAUAAAAGACUAGCAAAAAAGUAUCAAAUGAAAGUAGAAGAGUUUCUGAAAGAGUUGUUGGCUGGGGAGGAUCUAACAAUGGUUGAAAAUGACGAUGAAAGAAAAGAUACAGAAGGUGAACAUCUCCAGUUCUUCCAGGAUUUUUACGUUGACACCAUCCAGCACACCAAUAGUCACACUUCAUGUGGAAAACCAGAAAAAAUUCCUGUCUACGAUAAAGAUUAUGAAGAGAUCAUGCAAGACAAGUCACCAGAAGAAAAGCCUCAAAAGCUGGAAAAAUUUCGGCCAAGGGUCACAUGUUUCAACUGUAUGGGUGACCACCUUUUGGACAAGUGUCUUGAAAAGCAUGACCAGAGGAGAAUUGCAAGUAAUCGCAAACAGUACAUGGCAUUGUCACUUACGUCUAAGGCUAGGUACCACCAAGAGGAGAAGAACAGAAAAUUUAAACCAGGUACUAUUAGUAACGAACUUCGACAAGCACUUGACUUGCUACCCAAUCAACUCCCCCAGUAUAUUUAUCGGAUGAGAAUCUUGGGCUACCCUCCAGGCUGGCUGAAAGAAGCAGAGAUUGAAAGUUCAGGAAUAAUGAUGUAUGGAUCAGAUGGUAAAGCUGUUCAUCAUGAUGAAAACAUUGAAGAUGGUGAGGUUGAUGUCGACUCAUUGAAAGUUCAGUAUGAUCCCAUGAAGCUUGUUGACUAUCCAGGAUUUAAUAUCCCAAUCCCAUAUGGUUUCAUUGACGAAAGUGAACACCUCAGGAUGCCUCCCCUUCAGUUUCACCAGCUUCGAUAUGUUGCAGAGCAAAGCAUGAAGCCACCAGAGCCAAAACCGUACUUGAAAAGACAAAUUCCAGAUACUUCAAAUGUAAAAGCUAAGGUCAAGGUCAGCAGGCUAGACAGAAGUGAAGAAGAUAUGGAAGUUGAUUAUAACAUUCAAGGGAGAAUAAUUGAUUCAGAAGAUGAUGAAGCUGGCACAUGCAAGUUUAUUCCACCCCUUCCCCCAGAUACCCCCAAAAACACCCCUCCUCCUCCUCCUCCACCUUCUUUGCCUCCAUCAGAUUGCUCUGAUACAGAUGACCAAGGUACUGCAGCAUCUAGCCAAGUAUCGUCACGGGCAACCUCACCAUCUUUAACUGACUUGGAGGAGACUAAAAGGAAGUUGAUGAAAGAACUUGACCGGGUUGCUGACUCGACAGACUUGGAAGAUGGAAGCAGUCAAGAAUGUAGAGCCACUGAUUUAAUUGAGGAGACCUCUUUCAGUGAACUACCAACUGUUUGUGCUAAAAAUAUGCAAAGUGAUUCUGAAUCUGCCCAAAGUGAGGACUCUAAGAAAGCAACAGAGAAGAAGCAUAGUCGUUCUCUGUCAGUAUAUACUGGGACGCCUGUUCUGUCGAGAGUUAGCCAUCAUAACCACUUGCCAGAUUCUUCGAAGUUUAAGGAUGGUGUGUCUGAACACCUGCCCUUUGAAAACUUGUCCAACUCAACAGGAAUGUAUGAUAAAAUGAGGCAUGUAUUAGCAAAAGUGAAGCAAAAGCUUCAACAAUUAUAGUUUGAUAUCAUCGUGACGGGGUAUGUUUGCAGGAAUUAAAUCAUGAACAUGUUUUGGUCACCAAUCUUAAGUAUAAGAUUUUAACUGUUGAGGUGAAAUAUAUGUAUAUAUCUAUAUAUAUACCUGAUCUUUAGAACAUGAAGUAUAUAUUAUAGUUCUAUUUCUUAGUCUCCCUCUUUUGCGAUAGUCCUAACUUGUUGUAUUUAUGUUCAUUUAUCUUUUACUUUAAGCACGAACACAACUUUCGUAAAAAUACCUUUAAACUAUUUGAUAAGUUUGUAGACAUAAGAUUAUGCCCAUCUUAAAAUAUACAUUUAUCACACUAAUGGAAGAUAAAAUUAGAGAACAAAAAAUUGUGACCUGUCACCAAAACAUGUUGAUAUCAGUUUGAAGUCUUUUUGCAAACAAGAUAAUAAACUUUCGUAGUCUCCAAUCCAACAAAAUCAGGAAUGAUUGGUUAUAUAUAUAUAUUUACGUUCCAGUUUUACAUACAUACGUUGGUUGUGAUAAGCUAACUUUGAUAGAUAUUUUACGACACUGCUACAAAACCAAAAGGUUAUUUACUACUAGCGUUUAAGUUUUUAAGCUGAAAUCGUGAAACCUCAACUUGACAAGUAUCAUAUGACCUCAUGAAAUGUGCAUUAAACAUAUUUUAACAAUAUU